Molecule: messenger RNA, 2189 nt
Organism: Varanus komodoensis (Komodo dragon)
Lineage: Eukaryota; Metazoa; Chordata; Lepidosauria; Squamata; Varanidae
Gene: TEPSIN
Product: TEPSIN adaptor related protein complex 4 accessory protein
Exons: 13
Coding region: 28-1782 (584 amino acids)
Cellular component (GO): trans-Golgi network membrane
Source: RefSeq, a predicted model, not a curated record
AGCUCAUGGUUGGGAUCGGAAAAUAUCAUGGCGGCAGUACCUUUGCGCGAUCGGCUGAGCUUCUUGAGUCGGCUACCCACUCUAAUCAAAGGUACCUCUGAUGAUGAAGUCCCAUGCCCAGGUUAUCUGUUUGAAGAUAUUGCCAAAAUCUCUCAUGAGUCCACAGGGAGCAGUCACUGUCUUCUGGAAUACCUCCUCAAUCGCCUUCAAAGCAACUCAUGUCAUGUCAAGCUGAAGGUGCUCAAGAUCCUGCUGUACAUGUGCAGCCAUGGCUCUCCACACUUCCUUUUACAGCUCAAGCGAAAUUCUUCCUUCAUCCAAGAAGCUACAGUGUUUGCAGGGCCUCCUGAUCCUCUCCACGGCAGUGGCUUGUACCAGAAGGUACGGAUGACUGCGCAGGACCUAGCAAGCGCUUUAUUUUCAGAUGCCUUGCUGCCCCACCCUGCUGCUCAGCUUCCUAAAGCGCUGCCUUCAACAGGAAUGGGCUCCAAGUCCAGCCUCCAUGGCUCACUCCAAGGCUUUGGUUUUGAACAGAGCAGUUCAACAUCCACUGGCCAGGUCUUGUUGGCCACCAUCCAGAAGGCAGCUGAGGUGGUUGCCAAUGCCAUUGUCCCUGGUCAGGAGCUCUCUAGUCCCCACAGUAGGGAACUGAAGGAUGACACUUACGAGCCUGUGAUGGCACCAUCUCCUGGCAACAGUUCUAGCCUGCCUACAAAGCCGCCUGCUGUCGUAGCACGGAAGAUGCGAGUGAACCAUCAGCCUGGGCAAGCAGGAGGUGGGUGGGAGGAGCUGGACAAUGGGCAAAGCUCCCAGAAUUCCCUGCAGGAAAACAGUGAGCUGAGCAGAACCUCUGAUUCCUACAGCAAGUCAGGCAGUGACAACCACUCAAGUGCCCUAGAGCCAAAUGUUGCUGAAAGGAUGGAAGCCGAAAACCUUGGUGACUGCCAGCGAGAAGUGUGCCUUGUCAACAAACUAACCAAGGGCUCCAAGGUCUUCCUGACACGUGAGGAGACUCAGCACUUCAUCAAGGAGUGUGGGCUGCUGAACUGUGAGGUGGUCUUGGCCUUGCUCAACCAAACCUUGAAGGACCCCAGCGAGUGCGUCCGCAUGAGGGCCAUGUGUGCCAUCUACUCCCUCAUGUGUUCUGACUUGCUUUCCCAUGAUCAGAUAUUUGCCAUGACCCAGCAGCACUUGCAGGAGCUUAGCCAAGAGAGCCCUGGAUCCGUGGCCAACAAAGCGACCAAGAUCUUGCGUCAGUUUGAAGCACUCUGCAGGAGCCACCCCACUUCCAAGAACUCGUCUCCAGUCACCACCCGCUGUGUCUCUGGCAAGGCUCCUUCCAGGCAUGCUGAUGACCUGCUGAUGCAUAUGGCACCCUUCGCUGGAGACAGCGUCCUAAAACCCAUGAACCUAACACCACAGCCCUCUGCAGCACCGAAGACUCCCACAAGCGAUAGGUGCCUGUUAAAAGAGUCCACACUGGAAUCGGUGUUCCGUGGUCCACUCACUAGCCUACCGCCCGGCCUCAGCCAGCAGCAGGCCCAGUACCAGCUCUCAGAUGCCACACACUCAGAGGACAGGCCUCCAAGGGGUGACCCGGACGGUACAGUGUCUCUGUUUGCAGGCAUGGAGCUGGUAGCAAACACAAGCAUGGCUUUGACAGUGGCUGCUACAGUGCAGGAAUGUGUUUCUCCUGCUCCACAGACACUGUCCAGCACUGGGAGCACCAGGGACGAGAAGGACAACCAGGAGGUGUCUGCUUUCCCCUUCCUCAAUUCAUAGCCGCUUGAUGCUGCAGCUGCACCUGUGGAACAACUCAACUAGGAGCAAAUUGGUGUACUUGCAGCUGUCUCCAUGUGGGCCGGGGUUUGCUUCCUACAUGUUAAGUGCCUGCCUCCAUCUCAGUGGCUUGUCUGCUCUCUUUUUUUGUUAACAUUCUCAUUCAGUCCUGAAAAGGCAGGUGUGAAAUCCUUUACUUCACUUUUCUUCCUGUUGGGCUAUCCACAAGCAUGCAAGAGAAGGCUUGAACCUUCAAUGCUUCCUUUCAAUCUGAUUAUUAGAACUGUUUCUUUUUGAUAACAGCACAAUACAGUAAACCUAUACUCUGUUUUGUUAGACACGCCAUCUGUGAUGUAGGGUUGAAAAUUCUCCUAUGCUGUAUCGUUCUGUGAAAAAUUUUCCACACUACA